Molecule: messenger RNA, 1814 nt
Organism: Dissoconium aciculare CBS 342.82
Lineage: Eukaryota; Fungi; Ascomycota; Dothideomycetes; Mycosphaerellales; Dissoconiaceae
Exons: 1
Coding region: 204-1532 (442 amino acids)
Source: RefSeq, a predicted model, not a curated record
GCGAUGAAUGGAUGUAACGACAGAAUCCCAUCUAGGGCAGGUAUGCACUCUGUACGUAAUGAACGUGCAAAAAUAGUCCCCAUUCCCACCUGCUCACCUGCCCGUGAUCGACGACGAGUGGUGAUGACUGGUGAUGACUACCGGAAAGGACAGGUCGGGGUAGUAUAGUACCUGCAUCUCCCGUACACUACUACACACCUCCAAUGCUCCUACCAUGUGCUGUGCUGCGAGCUCGUGCCGAAUUGUGGCUUGCAUUGGAAGAGCAAAAAAUACAGCCCGGUGAAUACUUACUUAUAGCUCGCCAGACCUCACCUCAUCUCUUUCUGCUAUCCAUCAGUCAUUCGCUUCGCAUCACGCAAUCAAUCAUAUUUGAUCUCCGUCGAUCCAAACAAAGAUCAAGUAGAACAUCAGACAUAGCGUCGUCAAUCAUGCACGCCAUCACCGCGACAGCGACCCUGUUGUCCCUGGCCACGCUCUCGCUGGCUCACGGAACACCACCACCACCACCUCCUCCUCCUCCCGGGUAUCAAGCACCACCGCCACAAUACAAACCCACCACCACGUCCUUCAGUGUCUCGAUCCUGCCCAUCACCACCAGCGAACCCAUCUUCUCCAUUCUCCCCAUCAGCCUUUCAACCACGACCUGUACUCAAACCAUUUGCGCCGACUACGUGAACGAGUGUGGCCAGUGGUACGGAGGGUGUUACGCCGCCUGCCCGGACUCGCCCAAGCCGACCUUCACUCCUCCGCCAUGCACCAAGACCACUACGACUAGCAAGGCCACUACCACGAGCAAGCCAGCCUCGAAGAAGUCAUCGACCGCAACUUGCACACAGACCAUCUGCGCCGACUACAUCAACGAAUGCGGCCAGUGGUACGGUGGAUGUUACGCUGCCUGCCCGGGUCUCCCGAAACCAACUUUCACUCCUCCACCUUGCACGAAAACCAUUGUACCCAUCACCACUACCACCACCACCCCGACCAGCAGCAAGCCCGGCAAACCCACCAGCUCCUGCGCGCAGACCAUCUGCGUCGACAAGAUCAACUCCUGCGGCAUCCGCUACGGAGAUUGCUACGCCAACUGCCCCGACUCCCCUCCACCGACCUUUACCACCCCUCCUUGCCCUCCGACGACCACCGGUAAGCCCACCGGCAAGCCCGCCACCACUACCUGCACCCAGACCAUCUGCGUCGACAAAGUCAACUCUUGCGGAUUGAAAUACGGCGGCUGCUAUGCCAACUGCCCCGACUCUCCCCCGCCGACCUUCACCACCCCUCCCUGUCCCACCACCACCCAGAAGUCCACCUUGACAUUCUCGGCCUCCCUUCCCAUCCUCACCCUCACGACCGCGACUACUUCCUGCCCGUUCCUCUGCAGAGACUACUUCGACUCUUGCGGAAACACCUUUGGUCCUGGAUGCUACACCUCGUGCCCGGGCGCCAAGGAGCCGAGUUACACUACACCUUUCUGCGCGAGCGCUACUACCACCAAGCCGGCGGUGACGACUACGGCGAAGCCGAAGGGAUACUAAGUGCAAUCAAGUUGAAGUGAUAGCUUGAGAUGAGAUGAUUUGAUUCAUCGAGGAAGGUCAUUGAAAUGGAGAAAAUAGCAUCCUCUUUUCGUAAUGUGAAUGAUGUGAGGACAGGAAUUUUUUUUAUCAGUCUAUUCUUAUCUGAUGAGAAAGGGAAAAGCCAAGCAAGAAAUAUGGCAAGACAAGUAGCUACGUAUUAUUCCAACGAAGAAAUGACAAGCGUUCCAUCCAAAGUUUCCUGGGAAAGCGAGAGGGGUGAGAGGUUCGAAUAUACCCAUCGUG